GAGCAGAGGCAGACAGACAUCUCUUUUGUUUUUGCUUGAGGACACUUGCUCUGCUUCUGUCUCUGUCUCCUCCGUGUAUCUUUUGUCUUCUAAAAGAUGUAAAGACUUGUAAUUAAAUCUCCAUAAGAUUUCUCUCUCUGUCUCUCUCCUCUCACCGUCUCCACAAAACUUGAGGUUUCUUUCUUUUUUUAUCAAUAAAACUUGAGGUUUCUUUACGCUCUCUCAUACUAAAGGCAAAAUCUUUUCUUGCAACUUGUUGAGAGCUGCUCUGUCUUGUUAUGUGUCUUGUUUGAUAUAUAUAACUUCUUUUGGUUAACUUCAGAACGUGUGAAGAGCUUAAAGAUUAAUGGCUAAAGUUUACUGGCCCUACUUUGAUCCUGAAUAUGAGAACUUGAGCUCCAGAAUAAAUCCUCCAAGUGUGUCUAUAGACAACACUAGCUGCAAAGAAUGCACUCUUGUCAAGGUUGACAGUAUGAACAAACCUGGUAUACUACUUGAAGUUGUGCAAGUUCUAACCGAUCUUGAUCUCACUAUCACCAAAGCAUACAUCUCUUCUGAUGGUGGAUGGUUCAUGGACGUUUUCCAUGUCACUGAUCAACAAGGAAACAAGGUUACUGAUAGCAAAACAAUUGACUACAUCGAGAAGGUGUUAGGACCAAAGGGUCAUGCUGCGUCUUCACAAAACACUUGGCCAGGUAAAAGAGUCGGUGUCCACUCACUAGGCGACCACACAUCGAUAGAGAUCAUUGCUCGUGACCGUCCUGGUCUCUUGUCUGAGAUCUCAGCUGUACUAGCAGACCUACACUUCAAUGUAGUGGCAGCUGAAGCAUGGACUCAUAACCGUAGAAUCGCUUGUGUUCUCUAUGUGAAUGAUAACGAGACCUCUAGAGCCGUUGAUGAUCCAGAAAGAUUGUCUGCAAUGGAAGAGCAGCUCAACCUUGUGAUACGCGGGUCUGAAGAAGAAGAUGAGAAAGUUGCUCGGACGAGUCUCUCCAUUGGGUCCACUCAUGUUGACCGUAGGCUUCAUCAGAUGCUUUUCGCUGAUAGAGACUAUGAUGCAGUGAGUAAGGUUGAUGGUUCUGGACUCGAGCCUAAGAUCACUGUUGAGCAUUGUGAAGAGAAAGGUUACUCUGUGAUAAGCGUGAGCUGUGAGGAUAGAGCUAAGCUGAUGUUCGACAUUGUAUGCACGCUUACUGAUAUGCAGUACAUUGUGUUUCACGCCACGAUUACAUCGAGCGGUCCUCAUGCCUCUCAGGAGUAUUUCAUCAGACACAAAGAUGGUUGCACUCUUGACUCUGAAGGAGAGAAAGAGAGAGUUAUCAAAUGCCUAGAAGCUGCAAUACAUAGAAGAGUCAGCGAGGGCUGGAGUUUGGAGCUAUGUGCAAAGGACAGAGUUGGACUUUUGUCGGAAGUGACUAGGAUUCUGAGAGAGCACGGCCUCUCAGUGACGAGAGCUGGUGUGACAACAGUAGGAGAACAAGCGGUUAACGUUUUCUAUGUGAGAGAUGCUUCAGGGAAUCCAGUGGACGUGAAGACAAUAGAGGCAUUACGUGGAGAGAUAGGACACAGUAUGAUGAUUAACGUGAAGAAUAAGGUACCAAGCAGGAGAUGGAAACAAGAAGGGCAAGCUGGAACAGGAGGAGGGUGGGCCAAAACCAGUUUCUUCUUUGGGAAUUUGCUGGAGAAGUUCUUGCCUUGAGAGACAAGGUAACUUAUAUAUAAAUGUUAUUAUAUUGUGUGGAUAAAAAUGUACUGUAAAAUGUGUAUUAUGUAUGAUCUAGAAGGUCUAGUGGGAGUGUUUUGACUUGGUCAGGGAUUUUGGUUUUACUUUAGUCAUAGUAUGACCGUUAAGUGCACCGUUUGAACAUGUCUAUAGUAGAAUAAUAUGGAACUUUUCCUAUUGGAAGGUUUGCUUUUUGUAUAUGAAACUCAGUCCUUGCGACCUUAUUGUCUUUGUCUCAAAUGUAUAAUAUCCAUGUUGUUGAGAGUUUUCAUUUUUUAAUGUAAAAAGUUUUUUUGUU
Messenger RNA from Brassica rapa (field mustard), 2021 nucleotides. RefSeq names its product ACT domain-containing protein ACR3. Lineage: Eukaryota; Viridiplantae; Streptophyta; Magnoliopsida; Brassicales; Brassicaceae. The record is from RefSeq and is a predicted model, not a curated record.